GCUUGACAGCGCCUUCUUUUCUGUGGACUACCAAUUAACGGUGUGCGAUGUGACAUCCGUGAUAGAGGUACCACGAGAAUUGAACAAAAUCAUCGGGUGUCAGAAGCAAUGAUUGUGUCGCGCAUGCUGUCCAUUUCGUCGCUGCCGACGUGCCUGAAAUGUACAAUGUGCCAGAUAUCGAGGAGAAGCUUGGCCAGCAAGCACUUUCGUCGUGAUUUACCGCCAACCAUAUUAAAGGAGGUUUUCGCCGGUGGAAAGACAAAGAAAUUCACGUCAGCCGAUUUUAGCAAAGACGCCAACACCACUGGAAGCGAUUUACAGAAAGCGGUCAGUUUCGUGCCACCAUGUUUGAGGGAAGAGCUGUUGUGCAAAAUUGCGGAACCGGUGCGAGAUUGCUGUCACAAGGUGACGGUCGUAGGGUCAGGAAUGGUCGGUGUAGCCUGCGUAAACUCUCUUCUCUUACAGAACAUUACCCCGCACGUCGCGAUAGUCGAUGCAUUCCCGAAGAAGCUGGAGGGAGAAGGAAUGGAUUUUAACCACGGCUCGGUAUUUUUAGGAAAUCCGCACAUAGAUUUCGACACAGACUUUUGUAUCACGAGCAACUCUAAAGUGGUCGUCAUAACUGCGGGCGUGAAGCAAAUGAAGGGUGAGACGCGGUUAGAUUUGGUUCACCGAAAUUCGGAGAUUUUCAAGAACAUAGUACCGACAUUGGUUAGUUACAGUCCGAACGCUGUGUUCGUGAUCGUCAGUAACCCAGUUGACAUUUUGUCGUGGGUAACGUGGAAAGUGAGCGGAUUGCCGGUCGGUCGGAUAAUCGGAAGUGGAACUUAUCUCGACACGGCAAGGUUUCGUUACUUAAUCGCCGACCGUUUAGGAAUAGCGCCGAGCUCGGUUCACGGGUACAUCGUCGGCGAACACGGGGAGAGCCAGGUUCCACUCUGGUCUGGAGUGAAUGUCGCGGGCGUGCAAUUUCGCGAUAUCCUGCCAAAUAUCGGCCUCGAAACCGACGAGGAGAGAUGGUACGAAAUUUCCAACGAAGUGAUCAGACAUGGUCCCACGGUGAGAUGCCUAAAGGGAUAUAGCAACACGGCGGUGGGCCUUUCGGUUGGCAGCAUCGUGGCGGCUAUCAUCAACAACUCGCAGAAGAUUAUACCGGUUUCAACGUUGGUUCAAGGUCAUCACGAAGUUUGUCACGAUAUGUUCCUGUCGCUACCCUGUACUAUAGGUGAGAACGGCAUUACAAAUAUCGUACGAAUGCGUAUCACCGAUUUUGAGAAAAAGCUGUUCCAAACGUCGGCGAAUAUCGUGUACAACGUGCAAAAGGAUAUCAAAAUGUGAUUUAUCAAGUCAUCCUUCUAAUUAACAUCGUGUCAUUUCAUUGUGAAGAUUCUUCUUAGAAAAAGUAUAUCGUUAAAUAUAUCGCGUCUAAACGAUGCUCGAUCAAUGAUCGAAUAUUAGACAUUUUAUAAUUUUCGAUC
This is a messenger RNA of Frieseomelitta varia, 1478 nucleotides long. RefSeq names its product L-lactate dehydrogenase-like. Gene Ontology annotation, molecular function: L-lactate dehydrogenase (NAD+) activity. The transcript is spliced from 8 exons. The record is from RefSeq and is a predicted model, not a curated record. Gene Ontology annotation, cellular component: cytoplasm. Gene Ontology annotation, biological process: carboxylic acid metabolic process. NCBI's taxonomy places the organism in Eukaryota, Metazoa, Arthropoda, Insecta, Hymenoptera, Apidae. Bases 109 to 1338 code for a protein of 409 amino acids.